Messenger RNA from Pygoscelis adeliae (Adelie penguin), 1377 nucleotides. It is a transcript of the gene TMEM45A, whose product is annotated as transmembrane protein 45A. The transcript has 5 exons. The record is from RefSeq and is a predicted model, not a curated record. NCBI's taxonomy places the organism in Eukaryota, Metazoa, Chordata, Aves, Sphenisciformes, Spheniscidae. Bases 23 to 850 code for a protein of 275 amino acids.
AGGUAUUGCCUAGCAGAAAACCAUGGGCAAUUUCAAAGGGCAUGCCCUCCCUGGAAGCUUUUUCCUUCUUUUUGGCUUGUGGUGGUCAGUGAAGUAUCCACUGAAGUACGCCUGUCGAAAAAACAAGAACGCUUGCUACCUUGGUUCCAGAGCAGGAUUUCAGCGCCUGGAGUUUGUUGAGGGGAUCAUCAAAGCUGUCUUUGCCCUGAUUGGAAUGGUGGCCGAGCAGUUUGUUCCCGAUGGACCUCAUCUGAAGUUGUAUGAUUAUGAGGAAAAGCACUGGGAUCACUUGAUGAACUGGCAACAUGCCACCAUGUACCUCUUCUAUGGCAUUUCAGGGUUGGUUGAUAUCGUGGCUCAUGGGACCAACGCAUUGCCAGUGGCCAUGGACAGGAUGAUGCUUUCCUUAGCAGUAUUUAUUGAAGGUUUUCUCUUUUGCUACCAUCUUCAUGGGAGAGCCAUGCUGGAUGUUCAUGUGCAUCAGUUAUUGCUAUUUGCUAUCUUUGGAGCUGCUGUUUGCAUAUUUCUGGAAGUUUUCUUCCGUGGCAGUAUUGUGCUAGAGAUGCUCCGUACAAGCCUCUGCAUAUUACAAGGCAGUUGGUUCUGGCAGAUUGGUUUUGUACUUUAUCCUCCAAAUGGGAGCCCAGAGUGGAAUCAGACGGAUCAUACCAAUAUGAUGUUCCUGACCAUGUGCUAUUGCUGGCAUUACGCCUUUGCUUUUCUUAUACUUGCAGUGAAUUACACAAUCGUCAGCUGGGCAGUUCGUUCAAAGGUUAAACAGUCUCAGUCCAUGGAAAUGGGGUUAUUGAAAACAUCUGAACGAGAUCAGGAGUCAGAAGAUGAAAUUUAGUAUGAAUGUGGCUUGACUAGUUUACCUGCUCUACCAUUAGGCUAAUUGAUACCUCAUUUCUAGAUUUGUUUGCCAUCUUAUUCAUUCUUUUCUACAACUUGCUAUGCAAAUAUCACCACCCGAGUACUGUCUACAUCUACACAGUUACAUCUUUAUUUGCGGAGGGUAAGCUUGGUAUCCAUUUGUGGUGUCAACUGGUACCUUGCUUAUCACACACUUCAAAGAAAAUCAGACUAAUGUUAGACACACUUGGACUGGAUGAGGUGGCAUGAUGAAGUCUGUGUGUUUGCCUCAUUAAAAGCUAAGCAAAAUGUUUUCCAGCUGCUGCUGAAUGGACUGUUAAGUUUCCAUAAUUAGGGUGUCCAAAUAAGCAUGUUUGUUGCCCUGCAAGUAACUGUGCAUAAGUAACUCUGCAGACCUGGAAAACAGUAGAACAAGACAAAAAAAUCAGAGUCUUGCGGCUGUCUUGUAUAACACCUUCGUGUCUCUGCUUGUGGCUUUAUGUUAAAUGGAAAGAACCACUCACU